AAUGUCAAAAAUGUGACACAACUUAAAAUUAAAAUUUUUAGUGAUAUUCAUUUUUAAAACAAAUUUCCAGGAUGUAUCAAGUUGGAUCUAAAUUGUUUAAUUUUGUGAACGGCAACAUUCGAAAAUGCCUAUACCCUUUAACACUAAGCUCUGUUUUAAACUACAGCUCCAUGAAAGUGACAAUCGUUGGCGCAGCGGGAAAAGUGGGACAAUCAUUGUGCCUAAUGCUGAAACAAUCGCCCCUGAUAGACGAACUCUGUAUUCACGAUGUGAAAUCAGUCCCUGCGCUAGCUCUUGAACUCAACCAUAUCGACACCAGAUGCAGGGUAUGUUCUUUUAGUGGAAAAGAUAGUUUAGCACAGGCCUUGAGAGAUUCCACGAUAGUCGUUAUCUUCGCUUCCGCCCCGGAUGCAGCAGACUUUUUAACUGAAGAGAAAAUACGGGAAUCGAAUUUCUCAAUAGUAAAGGAAAUCGUAACGGAACACGCAAAAAAUUGUCCGAAGGCACUGUUAGCUUUAGGGACUACGCCUAUUAACAGUGUUGUUCCAAUGGCAUGCGAGAUUCUCAAGAAACACGGUUGCUAUAAUGCCAAAGGCGUAUUCGGAAUUACAUCGUUAGAUACUGUGCGGGCCAGCACGUUUGUCGCCCAAGUCCAAGGGCUCGAACCCGAAUGCGUAACAGUACCCGUGAUCGGAGGAUGCACUUCUGAGACCGUGAUUCCUGUAUUAUCUAAAGCUAAACCUUGUUCGGAAUUUACUAAUGAAGAAAUUGAAAAUAUUACAGCCAGCAUCAGAAACGCGAGGCAGAAUAUUACAAAAUUUAAGCCAUCACAAGGUUCCCCGAUGGCCGCUGCCUUUGCUGCCGCUAGAUUUAUAAUUUCGUUGGUUAAGGGAAUACAAGGUUACGCAGAUAUCAUCGAAACGGCGUUCGUUCCUUCCAGUGUACAUCCGUACGUGAAAUAUUUAGCCACCCCCUUACUUCUCGGUUCGAAUGGCGUAAUGAAAAACUUGGGAAUACCAAGCCUGACCGAUUUUGAGCAGUGUAUGUUCGACAAUGCUAUUCCGUUAUUGACAUCCGACAUAAGGCGAGGUGAAGAGUGUGUAGGAAUACACGAUCCUCCACCUCCAUGCGAUCCGUGCGCACCUCCAAAGAUUACGCCUUGUCCCCACGACUGGUGUGCUCAGAAAAACGCCUAACGAUUUUUAAAAACUUUCUCGAUUUGGUUAGUAAACGUUAAUAUUUAUUAUUUUGCAAAAUUAUUUAUCGCGGAA
Molecule: messenger RNA, 1271 nt
Organism: Cylas formicarius (sweet potato weevil)
Lineage: Eukaryota; Metazoa; Arthropoda; Insecta; Coleoptera; Brentidae
Product: malate dehydrogenase, mitochondrial-like
Exons: 1
Coding region: 72-1196 (374 amino acids)
Biological process (GO): tricarboxylic acid cycle
Cellular component (GO): mitochondrion; cytoplasm
Molecular function (GO): L-malate dehydrogenase (NAD+) activity
Source: RefSeq, a predicted model, not a curated record